Messenger RNA from Macadamia integrifolia, 8101 nucleotides. RefSeq lists its product as uncharacterized. Bases 7130 to 8038 code for a protein of 302 amino acids. The record is from RefSeq and is a predicted model, not a curated record. The transcript is spliced from 5 exons. NCBI's taxonomy places the organism in Eukaryota, Viridiplantae, Streptophyta, Magnoliopsida, Proteales, Proteaceae.
ACACCUUCACCGCCUUGGAUCGAUUUGACGCCGUGGCAACUAUGAUUAAGAGAGCUCUUAGCAAUCAUAUCAAAGUCAUUUAUGAGGAUCAACAGUUGUUAUUAUUGAGUUCACUCAUUGAAGUCAAACAUAUUCUCCAAGAACUCAAGAAUUUCAGUAAAGUCUCCUUCACCCGUCCAUACUCAAGGGAGACUACAAAAGGUGCAUUCGAUCAUACAUUUGCAUAUUCAUUUUUGCACGCACCGCACGAGGUAAAACUCGAAUUAUUAUAUUCCACUUUAAGUUAUUGUUUUUACAUUUGCCUAUACUAUAUUUAGGAUUGUGUAAGGAUCCUUUUAUCCUAAAAAGAGUUAGGUGUCUCUCCACUAUAAAACGGGAUUGUAAGAGGUGCCUUUCUACCUUGAAGGAGAUUGUAAGGAUACUCUUGUCCUAAACAAGAUUCUGUAAAGGUUUUCCUCCCUACCUACUAUACUGAAAGGGAGAGAGCUAGUGGAAUACCUUACAAGUGGAACUUGUAGGGAGUAGACUAGACUCAAGUUAACUACUAUAAACCUUGGUGUUGUGUGAUUGUGUCUAUCUUAUUAUUCCGCAAGUUUUAAUUUACAAUCACAUUUGGGAACCAUUAAUCGAAAAGGCUUAAAUCUCACUAGCAUAACCUAUUCACCCCCUAUAGGUUAUUUCACGAAGGGCCUACCCUUAGUUAGGUGCACUUAAGCUAAGGUCGAGUAAAACCUGACUAAAGGGCCAACCCUCGAUUUUAUGUCAGGCCAAAGUCGAGCACACCUGACUGAAGGGCUAACCAUCGGUUGGGGGCUCAGGCCAAGGCCAAACACACCGGACCGAAGGGCCUACCCUAGGUUGGGAACUCAGCUACGACUGAUUACACCUGAUCGAAGGACAUAUUCUCAGCUCAGGCCAAGGCCGAGCACACUUGAUCGAAGGGCCUACACUCGGUUGGAGCUUAAGUGAAAGUCAAACAUAUGUGAUCGAAGGGCUUUUCGUAGGUUAGGGGCUUAAGCCAAAGCUGAGCAAACCUGACAGAAGGGCCUACCUUCGAUUGGGGGCUUUGGCCAAGGCCAAGCAGACCUGAUCGAAGGGCUUACCCUCAGUUGGGGGCUUUAGCCAAGGCUGAGUCCACCUGACCGAGGGGCCUACCCUCAAUUGGGGCCUCAGGCUAGGGCUAAGGAGACCUAAUCGAGGGGUCUACACUCGAUUGGGGGCUCAGGCAUAGCCGAGCACACCUGAUGAAAGGGCUUACUCUCGGUUGGAACUCAGGAUAAGUGCGAGCAUAGAUGACCAAGGGGCUUUGCAGUUAAAAGCACUACUGUAUGAAGUUGGAUGCAGAUGAGACUUAUUUGCACCAAAGACUAUAGAAAUGCAGAUAAGUUUUGCCUAUGCCUUCUAUUUGUUUCCGUGUAUUAUUCAAGUUGAUGACCUUAAAAGUAAAUCUUUAGUUAAUGAUUUUAUGCUCCACAUUUUAUUAACUGGUCUAUCUCCUUUUUUAUCAUUUACACAUUUUUUGUGGUAUUAAUGUAUGAAGGAACUGUUAGGUCUGGGAAGCGUCUGGGGAAUCCUCACUGUUUAAAUUUGACAAUAGGACUUCUAAUCUAAAAAGCAACACCGAAGGGCUUACCCUUGGUUAGGAGCUCAGGCCAAGGCCAUGUAAACCAGACCGAACGGGGUUACUCUCAGUUUGGGGUCAGGCCAAGGCCAAACACACCUGACCGAAGGGCUACUCUUAGGGGCUUUGGCCAAGGACUAACACACCAGAUCGAUGGGCCGACCCUCGAUUGGGAGCUCAGGCCAAGGCCAAACAGACUAAUCGAAGUGCCAACCUUUGGUUUGGAGUUGAAUCCAAGGCCAAGCACACCUAACAGAAGGUAUUACCCUCCUUUAGGAGCUCAGGCCAAGGUCGAGCAGACUUGACCAAAGGGCCAACCCUCGGUUGGGGAGCUCAGGCCAAGGCUGAGCACACCUACGCAAAGGGCAUAACCUCGAUUAGAAGCUCAAGCUAAAGCCGAGCAUAGCUGACUAAAGGGCCUUACCUCGUUUGGGGGAUGAGGCUAAAGACAAACAUCCUUAUUAAAGGGUUUAGCCUUGGUUGGGGGCUUAGGACUAAGUUGAGCACACCUGACCAAAGUGCUUACCCUCAAUUGGGAGUUCAAACUUUGGCCGAGCACACCUGAUUGAAGGGCCUACCCUCGGUUGGGGGCUCUGGCCAAGGCCUAGUACACCUGGCCGAGGGGCAUACCCUGGAUUAAGGGCUCAAGCCAUGGUCGAGCACUCUUGAUCGAGGGGUUUACACUCGAUUGGGGAUCAUGCCAAGGUUGAGCACACCUGAAGAAUAGGUUUAUCCUCGGUUGGGUGCUCAGGCCAAGUGCGAGCAUAGAUGAUGAAAGGGCCCUGCCUCUGUUGGGGGCUCAGGUCGAAGUCGAGCAUAGUUGACCAAAGUGCCCGCACUUAGUUGGGAGUUCAAGCCUAGGCCGAGCACAACUUACCAAAGGGCCUACCCUCGGUUAGGUGCACUCAAGCUAAGUACGAACAAACUUGACCAAAGGGCUUACCCUCGAUUUGGGGUCAGGACAAAGUUGAGCACACUUGACCGAAGGGCCUACCCUCAGUUGGGGGCUUUGGCCAAGGCCGAGUACACCUGAUCGAGGGGCAUACCCUUCAUUGGGGGCUCAAGCCAGGGUAGAGGAGACCUGAUCGAUGGGUCUACACUUGAUUGGGGGCUCAGGCAUGGCCGAGCACACCUGAUGAAAGGGAUUACCCUCGGUUGGAACUCAGGAUAAGUGCAAGUAUAGAUGACCAAGGGGCCUUGCCUUUAUUGGGUGCUCAGGUCAAAGUCGAGGUCAGCUGACUAAAGUGCUUUCCCUUAGUUGAGUUCAAGCCUAGGCCAUGCACAACUGACCGGAGGGCCUAUCCUCAGCCAGGAGCUCAGGCUAUGGUCGAGCUAACCUGACCAAGGGGCCAACUCUUGGUUUUAGGUUAGGCUAAACCCGAACUCACCUGAUCGAAGAGCCUACCCUAGGUAAGUGUCUCAGGCUAAGGCCGAACAAACCAGACCAAGGGGCCUACCCUUGGUUUGGAGCUCAACCAUGGCUGAUUACACCCAACUAAAGGGCGUACUCUCGGUUAGGAGCUCAGGCCAAAGCAGUGCACACCUGAACGAAGGGCCUACACUCAGUUGGGAGCUUAAGCCAAAGUCGAACAUACAAGAUCGAAGGGCCUUCCAUCGGUUGGGGGUUCUAGCCAAGGCCGAGCAAACCUGACUUAAGGGCCUACCUUCGAUUGGGGGUUCUAGCCAAGGCCGAGCAAACCUGACUUAAGGGCCUACCUUCGAUUGGGGGCUCGGGCCAAAGCCGAACACACCUGAACAAAGGCUUACCCUCAGUUGGGAGCUCAAGCUCAAGCUGACCAAACCUGAAAGAAGGGUCUUCCCUCGGUUGGGAGCUCAGGCCAAGCUGAGCACCCUACCCACUGCAUGUUAAUUGUCUAAUUUUGACAGUAGGGCUUCUAAUCUGAAAAAGGAUACCAAAGAGAAAAAGGAGGGGACCAAGGGGAAUACAAAGUGAAUGACAACAUUCAGUUUUGUUUGAUUACUAGCACUCAGCUUGUAACGCAAGUUGUCCUUCACUAACGUCUUGAUUUCAGAAAAUUUAUUGAUAGUUUUGUUUUUCAAUUGUGCAGGAACUUGACUUGGGUAAUGCAAGGUAAGAUUUACGUAACAGAUUUCUCUCCUAGAAACGAAGUUAUCUUAUUUAUACUAGUUCUCCAAAUAUGUAUUUAUGUAGUUUGGUUUUGUUUGUUUGCUACUAAAAGCACUCCUGUAUGAACGUGGAUUAGAUGAGCCUUGCAUGCAACAAAGAUUGUAUAAUUACAGCUAAGUUAUGCCUACGUCAUCUAUUUGUUUUCGAGUAUCAUUCACGGUAUGCCAUUAGAAAUAAAUCCUCAUUUGCAGGAGAAAUUGAAAAGGAGAAUUUAUCGAAAUACUAGUGCCAAAGUGUUCUAGCAUGUCCAUUUGAUAAAAAAAAAUUUGCUGCACAUUUUCUGUACCGAUUUGUCUCCUUCCUUUAUCACUUACACUUUGUUUUGUGGUUUUACUCAUGGAGGAAAUCUCUUGGUGGGGGAAAGCAUCAGGGGCCUCUUCAAUCUUUAAAUCAUUGAAGUGAAGGACAACUUUCACUCUUUUUUGAUAAUUAGUGCUCAACAUGUACUGCAAGUUUAGUUUCAUUCACUGUUUUGAUUUACAAGAAACAAGUUAUUGGUUUUAGAAAAAAUUUUGAUAGUUUUUUUCCAAUUGUGCAGGAACUUGACUUGGGUAAUGACAAGGUAAGAUUUCUGUAACAGAUUUCUUGCUUAAACCAGUUCCCCAAAUAUAUAAGUUGCUAAUUAUUCCCCACCCCUCCCCUCGAAAUAGUUUUGCUUUAUUCAUUUCAUUUGCAACUAAAAGCACUACUGUAUGAACUUGGAUGCAGAUGAGACUUACUUGCACCAAAGAUUAUAGAAAUGCAGAUAAGUUUUGCUAAUGUCUUCUAUUUGUUUCCGUGUAUCAUUGAAGUUGAUGACCUUAAAAAUAAAUCCUUAUUUGAUGAUUUAUUUGCUCCACGUUUUAUUGAUUGGUCUAUCUCCUUCCUUCUUUAUCAUUUACACCUUUUUUUUGUGGUAUUAAUAUAUGAAGGAACUGUUAGGUCUGGGAAAGCGUCUGGGGACUCCUCACUGUUUAAAUUUGACAAGAGAACUUCUAAUCUAAAAUGCAACACCGAAGGGCCUACCCUCAGUUAGGAGCUCUGGCCAAGGCUAUGCAAACUGGAUCGAAGGGUCUAGUCUUAAUUUGGGGUCAAGCCAAGGUCGAGCACAACUGACCGAAGGGCCUACCCUCAGUUUGGGGCUCUGGCCAAGGCCACACACACCAGACCGAAGGGCUUACCCUCAGUUGGGAGUUUAGGCCAAGGCCGAGCACACGUGAGCAAAAGGCCUUCCCUAGAUGAUUAAGGUCUCAAGCCAAUACCGUGCAAACUGAUCAAAGUGUCAACCUUUGGUUGGGAGUUAAAGCCAGGGCCAAGCACACUUAAUAGUAGGUAUUACCCUCGUUUGGGAGCUCGGGCCAAUGCCAAGCAAACCUGACCAAAGGGCCGACCCUCGGUUGGGGAGCUCAGGCCAAGGCCGAGCACACCUGACUAAAGGGCUUAACCUCGAUUGGGAGCUCAAGCUAAAGCCGAGCAUAGCUGACCAAAGGGCCUUGCCUCGUUUAGGGGAUGCGGCUAAAGACGAACACCCUUAUCAAAGGGUCUAGCCUUCCCUCUUUUUAUCUCCCCGCUCCCCUGCCCAGUGACGUUGUUCAACCGGAGUUUUGAAUUUUGAGAAUAUAGUCUCUCCCUUUUUCUCCUCCACUACUCAGGCCCUCCUAGAGCCUCUUCGCCUCGAUCCCCUGCAUGCACGCUAGCAAAUCUCUUCCCUCUUUUUAUCUCCCCGCUCCCCUGCAACUAACCGGUUGGGAGAGUUUUGAAUUCUGAGAAUUUAAUCUCUCCCGUUUCUCCUCCAUUGGUCAGCCCCUCCUAGAGCCCUUUAGCCUCGAUCCCCUGCGUCGAAGCCGCUUUGCCAACGGACUAGAUUAUUGACGUUCCUUAGCUUCGAGAUUUAAGAUUUAAGAUUUUUUUUAGGGAUUCUAUGUGGAAUAAAAUGAUCGAACAGGAUUAUUUCUUGUUUUUAGGGAUUUUAUUGACAUUCCUUAGCUUCGAGAUUCAAGAUGUUCUACUUCUAGUCUUGAUCUGAGACUGCAUUUUUUCUUGAUUUGGAUUCUUUAAAAGGAAAAUCUUUCAAGAUUUCAGAUUUUCUCCCUUUCUUUGCUUUCUAACUCGACUGGCGUUCCAACUCAACUCUCAAGUUUGUAUCUUCUUCUCUAAUAUAGAUAUGCGGGCAGGCGUGGGGCAUAUGUAGAGGCAGGACGGGGGAGAGAGAGAGAGGUAGAUGAAUUUGUGGAAGGGAGGGGGAGCCGGAGGAGACGGAGUGGAAGGGGAAAGGUAGGAGGACUGUGGAACGGCAGUGUUGGGCAACUUAUGUAAGACAAUGUUUACAAACGGAUGAGAUCCUUUCUCUUUCAUCUAACAGCCUAUAGAUGCUAGUAUACUUUAUGCCUGGGUAAUUCACUAGCAUGCCCAGCCUUAUAUAUAUAUAUAUAUAUAUAUCCUUGUCCCAUUCAGCUGUAUAAUUGUAUAUUGAUACUUUAUUAACCAGAUUUUAUUUGUUAAAUAGGGAACCAAUUCUGUUGAAGGCCUCAUCCUAAAUAUUUCUCAAAUUGAGGGCAUAUAUAUUACGAAUAAAGCAUUUGCAAAUAUGGAUAGACUAAGACUACUCCAACUCAAUAAUUUACACCUUAUGGUGGGGCAUGAACAACUCUUUUAAGGAGUUAAGAUGGCUUUGUCGGCAUGGAUUCCCUUUGAAUUCUAUACCUACCAAUUUUGAUCUGCAGAAUCUUGUUGUCCUUGACAUGCAAAAUAGCAAUAUUAAGGAAGUUUGGAAUAAAGCUAAGGUACUCAGAAGGUUGAAAAUCCUGAAUCUUAGCCAUUCGCAUUACCUUACAAAGUCUUCCAAAUUCUUAGGACUUCAUAGCCUUGAGAUGUUGAUCCUUGAAGGUUGUACCUGUCUGGUUGAAGUUCAUGAAUCCAUUGGUUAUCUUCACAAGCUUCUGCUUUUGAAUCUGAACAACUGCAAUAACCUUAGGAACCUUCCAAGCAGCAUUUUUUCUGCACCUUACCAACCGGCAUCGGUCAUCUUUUGCACCUUAUGAUUCUUGCUUUGGAUGAGUGCACAAAUCUACAACUACUACCAGAGCUUCCAUCAAGUUUAAUGACCAGAUUGCACAUCACUAGAAAGAUUGCCAGCAAAUAUUAGUACUGGUUCUUCUAAACUAAUCUUUCUUCUUUUGAGUGGAUGCAUAAAGCUGCAUGCACUCCCAGAGCUUCCGUCAAGUUUGGUAUGGUUAAAGAUUUCUGGUUGCACAUCUAUAGAGGAAAUACCAAAGCUUUGGAAGCUAAGUCAUUAGAAGGCUUACAGUUGAACUAUGACCACUUUCGUAAACUGCCAGAAGACAUAAGUUCCCAUACUAAGCUUCGUCGCCUAUUCUUGGAUGGAUGUACAAAGCCUCGGUCACUGCCAAAGCUUCCUUAGUGUAGACAGCUUGGUUUUAGAUGGUUGCACAUUAAUGGUGUUUAAGGAAGUUGAGUUCCAGAAGCCACCAAAGACCUCACAAUCUAUAUCAGCCAUCCACAUGGAUGAGUGCCAUCAUCUGGAGAACACUUUCAGGAAGAAGAGCCCUUUCCAGGGAUAUGAGAGGUUUGAAGUCUUUGGUCCUGGGAGUGAGAUUUCAGAGUGGAUGGCUUAUCAGAGUAUGGGUUCUUCAAUAUCUUUUGAGUUAUCUCCACUUUUGGGUUGUAAGUCCCAAGGGUUGGAUGCAUCUGCUGUUUUUGCUGUUAGGGAAAAAUAUGAAAAUAGGGGAUUAUAUGAGAGGUUUGAAGUCUUUGGUCCUGGGAGUGAGAUUCCAGAGUGCAUGGCUCAUCAGAGUAUGGAUUCUUCAAUAUCUUUUGAGGUAUCUCCACUUUUGGGUUGUAAGUCCCAAGGGUUGGAUGCAUCUGCUGUUUUUGCAGUCGAGGAAGAAGAUGAAAAUAGGGUUAGUUCAAUGCCUAUCAUUUUUAAUAAAACCACAGGUAUUAAAUGGGUAUGGCUAAAUGGAAGCUAUUAUACCCCAAGAUCACCAUAUCAAGAUCAAAUGUGGGUGUGCCAUAUACCAUUUCCUGACCUUUAUGUUCACCUUGGUGGUGAAGGUGAAUUUGAGGCUCGAGAAGGGGAUCAAUUGGAAUUCUCAAUAAAUUUUGACUUUGAGAAUUUUGAAGAAGCAAGAGUGCAGGUGAAGAAAUGUGGAGUCUUGAAGGUACACAAGCCAGAUGAGGAAACAAGAUUAGAUGAAGACCAAUCAAUGAUUCAAUACACUUCAGAUGAGGAACCCAUUCAUCUCUAUUUGGAGGCAUUUAAUGGAUAGUAGCAGUGUUUCUUUUUAUAUUAUGUACUUAUCAUUUUCUUUAUAGAUUAUAAUUUCCUUUUA